Molecule: messenger RNA, 744 nt
Organism: Phytophthora infestans T30-4
Lineage: Eukaryota; Oomycota; Peronosporomycetes; Peronosporales; Peronosporaceae
Product: dihydrolipoyllysine-residue acetyltransferase component of pyruvate dehydrogenase complex, putative
Exons: 2
Coding region: 13-744 (243 amino acids)
Biological process (GO): pyruvate decarboxylation to acetyl-CoA
Cellular component (GO): pyruvate dehydrogenase complex
Molecular function (GO): dihydrolipoyllysine-residue acetyltransferase activity
Source: RefSeq, a predicted model, not a curated record
CACAAGUCCGUCAUGCUUCGCACCGCUUUCCGUCUCCGCACUGCGCUGCCGGUACAGCGCCGCGUGGCCGCUUGCGUGUCGCGUCGUUUUUCCUCGUACCCGGACCACGAGGUCAUCGGUCUUCCUUCGCUGUCCCCGACCAUGGAGACAGGCAACAUGUCCAAGUGGAACUUGAAGGAAGGUGACGCCAUCAGCGCCGGUGACAUUGUGUGCGAGAUCGAGACGGACAAGGCCGUCGUCGACUACGAGGCCACAGACGACAUGUUCCUGGCCAAAAUUCUCAUCCCGGAGGGCGCCGAAAACAUUCCUGUGGGCCAACCCAUGAUGGUUAUAGUUGACGAAGAGGAGUCCAUUGCUGCCUUCAAGGACUUUAAGCUAGAGGAAGCUCCGGCGGCCCCCACUGCGCCUGCCCUCUCUGCAGAGGAGAAGCCUCCCCAGAAGGAGGACGUACCUGUGGACGCCAAGACUCACGAGCCCGUGUUGCCCCAGGACUUCCUGGUGACUUCGCAGACCACGAAGAAGACUGUGCCUGGCCCAUUCAUCCCGGCUUCCCCUGCUGCCAAGGCUGCUGCUCCUAAGGCUGCUCCUGCCCCGACUUCUAGCGCUGUGUUUGAGGAGAAGUGGGGUCUUGGCAUCAAGAAGAGCGCCAUCUCCACGAGUCUCGUCAAGAAGCAACAGGCCUACAUUGCUCUGUACGGCAUCACAGGCAAGACCCCCGCAGUGCUGAUUGAGAAGAAGAAAUGA